This is a messenger RNA of Microtus oregoni (creeping vole), 1187 nucleotides long. It is a transcript of the gene Rmdn1, whose product is annotated as regulator of microtubule dynamics 1. The record is from RefSeq and is a predicted model, not a curated record. NCBI's taxonomy places the organism in Eukaryota, Metazoa, Chordata, Mammalia, Rodentia, Cricetidae. Bases 83 to 991 code for a protein of 302 amino acids. Gene Ontology annotation, cellular component: cytoplasm; mitotic spindle pole; spindle microtubule. The transcript has 9 exons. Gene Ontology annotation, molecular function: microtubule binding.
GUGCUGGCUCGGAAGCUGGAGAGCGGCCGUCCUGACGAGCCUCUCGCCCCGCCCGUUCGGUCAGGCUGCGGAGCUGUCAGUCAUGGCGCUGUCCUCGCGGCUGUGGCGCCUUCUCCCUCUGCGGCGCGGAGCCACCCAGAGCUUCCGUCAGCUGGCGAGGACCUGGGGCAGCCGGGGACACUGUGGCUCCGAGGUGAUAAGAAACACUCGACCUUUCAAGAGAGGCCUUUUGUUCUCAGCCUUGUCUUUUUUGGGUUUUGAAACCUACCAAGUCAUUUCUCAGGCUGCCGUGGUUCAUGCCACAGCCAAAGUUGAAGAAAUACUUGAGCAAGCAGACUACCUAUAUGAAAGUGGAGAAACAGAGAAGCUUUAUCAGUUGCUCACACAGUACAAGGAAAGUGAGGAUGCAGAGCUACUGUGGCGUUUGGCACGAGCAUCACGUGACAUAGCACAGCUUAGUAGGACUUCAGAAGAAGAAAAAAAAGUUUUGGUGUAUGAAGCUCUAGAGUAUGCAAAAAGAGCACUAGAGAAAAACGAGUCGAGUUUUGCUGCUCAUAAGUGGUAUGCAAUCUGCAUUAGUGAUGUUGGAGACUAUGAAGGCAUCAAGGUUAAGAUUGCAAAUGCCUACAUUAUCAAGGAACAUUUUCAGAAAGCAAUUGAGCUGAACCCUAAAGAUGCUACUUCAAUUCACCUUAUGGGUAUUUGGUGCUAUACAUUUGCUGAAAUGCCUUGGUAUCAAAGAAGAAUUGCUAAAGUGCUGUUUGCAAAUCCUCCUACUUCCACCUAUGAGGAGGCCUUGAAAUACUUUCACAGGGCAGAACAAGAUACAGACAGAAGCUGCUCAGUUGCUUACAGGUUUGUGACAAGAGCUGAGAACUUUUUGGAGAAGGCAACAAUCUACCUAACACUUUGUAUUUCAUUGAUUUAUAAAGAUGAUACAUUAACCAUAAUGAUUCUAUGGCUCCCCCCCCCCCAGUUCUUUUAUGUUUAACCAUUUUUCAGAAUAAAUGGACAAAAUUCUGGGUUUCUUCACAAUUAAAAGUGUAAAAGAAACUGUCACAUUAACAAUUGAAGCUUGGAUGCCACUUCACUUACACAGAAUGAAUGUGAGACUGUAUACUUAUACGCCCCCCCCCCCGCCAAAGACAUGAGAAUUGUAAUGUUUUAAUAAAUUACAGCAAAAUGUG